Molecule: messenger RNA, 7675 nt
Organism: Alosa sapidissima (American shad)
Lineage: Eukaryota; Metazoa; Chordata; Actinopteri; Clupeiformes; Clupeidae
Gene: mia2
Product: CTAGE family, member 5
Exons: 29
Coding region: 83-6637 (2184 amino acids)
Biological process (GO): vesicle cargo loading; protein secretion; endoplasmic reticulum to Golgi vesicle-mediated transport
Cellular component (GO): endoplasmic reticulum membrane; endoplasmic reticulum exit site
Molecular function (GO): protein binding
Source: RefSeq, a predicted model, not a curated record
GAUUCACUGACUGGGGGGAAUCGACACACGGAAAAGGACACAUGGAUUAACAUUUACCUUACAUUCUAUCCUAAAAAGCCAAAUGGCCAUAUUUAUUAGGACUGUUCACACCACAGCAAAAUCACAAGUUUGCCUGUGGAUAUGGCUUGGCCUUUUUCUGAUCAUGUUUCCUAACAAAAGCAGAGGGUUGUCAGACUUGAAGACCUGUGGGGACUCUGAGUGUGAAACAUUGAUGAGUCGUGUACUGGCAACAAAAAACUUUAAAGCUCCAGACUGCCGGUUUCUCAGCUUCAGAAAAGGAGACGUGAUCUUUGUUUACCAUAAACUUGCUGGAAAGAGGGAUGACCUCUGGGCUGGAAGUAGAGACAAGGAGUUUGGAUAUUUUCCAAAAGAUGCCAUCAAAGUUGAUGAGAUUCAUGUGUCCAAAGAAAAAGAAAUGACACUCCCCACAGAGAAGUUUGAUUUCUUCUGUAUUGAUGAACAUGGUGAAGUCAUGGAAAUUGAUGACCCAGAGGAAUACAAAGAACAGCACCCUGAAAACGAAGAAAUUAUUUCCAACAAAGAAGAACUGCAUGACACUUCAGAAACCGCAGAUAUAUUUCAACCAUCUGCUUCAAACAACAAGGACACAGACCAGACUGAGGAUCUUUCUAAUGAAGUGGCACAAGAGGCUUCAGCACAAGGUGGGUCUUCCUGGAUUGGUUCUGCUGUAACUGGAUGGUUCGGUACACCUGACAAAAACAAUGCCGACAGUGAUAACCUUGAUGACAACACACCGGGAAAUUAUGAGAAACAAGACACAUUCAGGAAACGUAAGCUUGCAUUGGAUGACGAACAACUGGAGGAGAAAUCUACCAUGUUUGGCUGGAUUAGGGGUGAUCUAACGAAUGUCCUUGGCUAUGGUGAAAAGCAGGCUGAAAAAGAUGCAGAUAACACCCAGAGAGCAGAUGGAGGGGUACAGCCUGGGGAGGAAAGGCCGGCAGAGGAGCAGGACGCACAGUCUGGACAAUAUAGCUCCUGGCUAAAUAUUGGAAUUGGGGAUGUCCUGAAAUUUGGUGGUGGUGGUGAAACAGCAGACACAGACAAAACCAUGGAAUUAUCUCAGGGGCAGGGCUCAGGCAUCUUAUCAGAGGGAGAACCGACCGAAUCCAAGCGCACUACAGACCCAGUGGAGAAAAUAAAGGAAACAGAGACAACAGACACUGCCACUGAUAGUGUAAUUACAGCAGGAGAUGAAGGUUCACUGGAAAGCCAUAAAGCAUCCCUUAAAGAUAUGCAAAAAGAGUAUAUAAACGAAGAGGCUGAUGAGAAAGCUGAGGCUGAUGGCUGGUAUGAUGCCAUGUAUAAUAUCACUGCAGGAUAUUACACAAAUAGCACAGAAGAGGAGCACUCUGAAAAUGGUGUGCCUCUUUCAAAGAUUGAGGACUCGGAAAACAUGCCUGUUCCAGAGACAACGCGUGACACAGAUAUGGCUGAGAUUCUAUACCCAAGUGAUGGCCUGCCAUCAGCAUUAGGAAAUGCAAGCGCUCAGACAAAGGCUGACAUGGUUCAUGACAAUGAUGAGAUCCAAAUUAAACAAGAAUCUGAGGAGAACUUAGUAAAAGAUGAUUUUUCUGCUGAAGGAGAGAAAAUGUCUUUGGAUAACGAUAGGCACAGGAAACACUUAAUUGAAGAUGUCGGUGACAUUGACGAUCAGAAGACUCCAUCUGAAGAAAGGGAUGAGUCAUUUUGUCCAGUAGAAUCACAAACCAAAUAUGGCAAAGACAUGGAAAAUAUGGAGACCACCACAAUAAGUCAAACUGAAUCUGAAGAGAAAGUAGACCUUAGUGUGCAAUAUGAAAAAAACGAUGAAACAUCUGAAGUUUCGCUAACUCAAAAAGAAACCCACCAGUCAGGAGACAGAUCAAACCAUGAUACAGCAGAUUCAACCAGACACACGGAUGUUUCAGAUGAUUUAUUGCAUGAGUCUGAGAUGGCAGAAGGCACCUAUGAAAAGAUAUCACAUUCACUGCAAAGUGACCUUGUCUCUGCUGUUACAUAUACAAAAGAAGUGACACCAAAUCAGUCUGGAUCGACACAAUUUGAGGAAAUCACGGAGGCACUUUCAGGGUUAAGUGAGGCCUCUUUUGAAAGAGAUAAUAAUUCUGACCCUGAUGUGGCCACAUCGAAUCAGGCAAGUGUAGAACUGGGAAAGGCCUCACAGCCUGAAGAUAAACACCAUGUUAUUGACAAGGACACACAAGAAUGUAAUGAUGAAUCAAAUAUUGACAGUGACAAAACAGAACAAUCACAGGAUUAUGUUUUGCCUGAAGAGUCAACAGAAGUGCUAAAAAUGUCUCAGUCACAAGAAAGUGAAGAGACUCAAUCAUUGGAUCAAGAGAGAAAACAGGAGCUAAGGGAACCAAAAAAGACAACUGAGGAUCAACCCAAACAAAAUGACGAGAUCUUGGAGGCUGAGUCAGUGGAACUGACUGCUGAUGUGACAUCUAGUGAUCAUACUGAAGAAAAACAGGACAGUGAAGCACAAGAGAAACCAUUGGACCAAGAUGGAGAACAAGAGCUAAGGGAAACUGCAUCAUCUGAUUUCAAUACCAAGGUUACAGAUAGCAGUGAAGCAAAAAAGACAACUGAGGAUCAACCCAAACAAAAUGAAGAGAGCUUGGAGGCUGAGUCAGUGGAACUGACUGCUGAUGUGACAUCUAGUGAUCAUACUGAAGAGAAGCAGGACAAUGAAGCACAAGAGAAACCAUUGGACCAAGAUGGAGAACAAGAGCUAAGGGAAACUGCAUCAUCUGAUUUCAAUACCAAGGUUACAGAUAACAGUGAAGCAAAAAAGACAACUGAGGAUCAACCCAAACAAAAUGAAGAGAGCUUGGAGGCUGAGUCAGUGGAACUGACUGCUGAUGUGACACCCAGUGAAGAGACUGAAGAGAAACAGGUCAACGAAGAGAAAUUUAACAUAUUAGAUGACACUGAUUUAUCAAUGGUGGAUAUGACUAAUGAUGCACAGCAGGAGGUACUUAAUGAAUCUAUGACAGAACUGAAUACUGAAAGAACACAGGCAGAGUCAGAUACACUCUCAACACAAUUGUAUGAGGAUGGGACAAAUCAGAAUUCAUCUAGUGAGGAAAGGCUGGAAAGAGUUGACCCAAUUUCAUCAGAGAGCAUUAAUGAUGACCCUGUCUCAGUUAUUUUGAAUGAGACAGAGACAGAUGCAGACUUUUCACAGACAGUUGCUGAAAUGCUCAAGGAAGAUGAAACAGAAUCUGAGACAAUUGACGCUAGCGGUAAUUCUGACACACCUACACAAAAUCUUGAACAUCAGAGUGCACUGUACACGAAUGACGAAAAAGAGAAGUUUCACACUUCCGAGGAAAAUACCCUUUCUCCCAGAGAAAGAGUAAUUGAAGACACCUAUAUGGUGGCAGACUUAACUUCUGCAACUAGAACACCCUCACCAAACUCCAAAACUAUGACAGAGGAACAACAGACAGUGGAAAGUGAGUUUGAGGUAACUGCAUCCAGUCAGAUGGAAGUUCAAGAGAAACACGUAAAAGACGUAAAAGAAGUGGUUGACCCUGAAACCGCAACAGCAGUGAUGAAUGGACAUUUAGACUUAGUGGAGCUUGGCGAGGACCAUGACAAUGAUGCCCCCUCUCCCCAUGAACAAUCAACUGAACACAUCCCAACGGAUGAUCUUAUCAGGGAGGAUGAGAAGAACUCAGGGUGGUAUAAUAGUGUUUAUGAUAGGUUUACAGGAAUUUAUAGUGGGAGAACACAACCAGGUGAUGGUAGAAGGGAUGCUGUGAGUCCAUCUAACACAGCAGAGACUCCUACAACCGAGGGAAUCACUAAUGAAGAGGGCCCAGUGGGCACACAGGAAUCACAGUCUCUGUUUUCAGUUGGUGGCCUAUCAUCAGUAUUUGAAAGCUUCGCAUCAAAGCCUCAGACAGACACAGCUGGCGACCGGGAGAAUGACCAGCGUAAUGAAGAACAACCCCUUGAAGAAUCACACACAGAUUUGGAGUGCGUUCAAGGGACUUGCACCAGUGUGACUGAAAAUGAAAAGGCCACUUUCAAAGAUGGUGAAAUUGCUGGUGAAAUACAAGACCCCACCCCUUUCAAGGAUAAGGCAGACAAUGUACAAGAUGUCAGUUAUCACAUUCAUGCUGAAAGCGGUGACACUGCAGUAUCAGACCAUAACCCAACCAUGAAGGACCAUGGAUAUCAAAAUAGUGAAGGAACAAAGUCAGAGAGGCUCACAGAAGGUGCAUACAAGUCUGUUACCACUGCUGAGAUAACCAAAGGGUUCGCUGACGUUGUCAAAUGGUUUCUGGUUGUGUCAUCACUCCCUGAUGACCUUAAGCCUGGCCCUGACCUGUAUGGGAUGCCAUGGGAGGCAGUCAUCUUCACUGCUGUACUGGGUCUGUUCAUCUUACUGCUCUUCAGUUGCCGCUUCUACUUCUCUGUGAAAAGCAGACUCUAUGCACGAAGAGAGGGGAAACUGGCUCAGAAAGUAGCAGAGGCAAUAGAAGAAAAAUGUAAAGUUCUUCAACAAUUUAGCGAGGCUCAAAAAGAGUAUGACAAAAUGAAAGCUAUUGCAGAAAAUGGGGGACUAUUAGCUGACCUAGAAGAAAAGCAAAAACUUGAGAGCAUGACUCGACAAAUCCGAGAGUCAAAUGCUCAGUUGGAGAAGGACUUAGAAAGACUAACAGAGAAUUUGAACACCCAAAAAGCACAGCGUAUGAAGGAGGAGCAACAGCUAGCAGAUUUGCAGGAAACCAUAAAGACCUUGGAGGAUGAAGCCAAAGAUCUUAAAUCCCAGAUGGAACAGGCCACAACAACAUUAAAAAUUCACAACAUGAACUCAGAAAGACUCCAGAAAAAACUCCAGGCUUCCAGAGAGGAGAAUGUGAUGUUGACUGAGAGUACACAACAGCUGUCCCAGGAGGCCGAGGGUUGGAGUGAGCGUCUGGCUGAGCUGGAGGACGAGAUGAAGAUGUGUGAGAGCAACCAUCGCCGUAUGCAGGAGGACUGUGCCAACAAAGACGAGCGGAUCAAGUCCCUCACAGAGUGUUUGCUGCAGAUGAAGGACUGGGACUCAGAGGUGGAGGAUGAGGCUAAUGGUGAGGGCAGCUCCAUGGAAACGGAGAACGGCGAUGAGACAGAUCAUCAUCAGAAGCAGAAAAUACAGAAGCUCAUCUACGCUGCCAAGUUGAAUGCCAACCUGAGGUCCCUAGAGGAGGACAAGAAUAGAGUGGUUGCCAAGCUGUCUGAUGAAAUUAAGGCCAAGGAAGAUCUCCAAGAGGGCAUCGAGCAGCUGCAGCGGCAGAAGGACCAGCUGAAGGCAGAGAGCUCCACGUUCUCCAGCGAGUCCCAGAAGCUCCAGCAGAAGCUGGCCAUCAUGACGGAGAUGUACCACGAGAACGAGCUCAAGCUGCACAGGAUGCUGACGGUUGAGGAGAAAGAGCGUCUGCAGAAGGAGGAGAAGCUGACUAAAGCUGAUAUGAAAAUCACGCUUGCAGCUGAGGAGCUGAGCAACUACAAGGUUAGAGCUGAGGAGCUGGGAGAGGAACUGGACAAGACAAACCAGGCCUACCAAAACCAGAUUGCAUCACAUGAAAAGAAAGCUCAUGACAAUUGGCUGGCAGCUCGUGCUGCUGACCGAGACCUAGGGGACAUCAAGAGAGAAAACGCUCACCUCCGACAGAAGUUGACAGAUUAUCAGUUUAAGCUGGAGGUUUUGGAGAAGGACCCGUUUGCUCUUGAUGCUCCUGGUCGACCAUUAUUCAGAGGUGAGAGGUCACCCUUUGGCCCCUCUCCUCUGGGUCGCCCUGCCUCCGAGACGAGGGCCUUCCUGUCCCCUCCUACCCUGAUGGACGGGCCACCACGACUCUCGCCUCAGUUUCCCAUGGGCCCUGGCGGCAGAGUGUCCCGCGGCCUGGUGGAGCCCCCUGGUGCUGGGGGGGACUUUGAGCGCAGUGGCGGCCCCCACUCAGACAGCGGCUCGCUCUCUCCCACCUGGGAGCAGGAGCGCAGGGGCCCCCCGGGCCCUCUUCCUCCUCCAGGCCACCCAUAUCCGGAGCCUGGACCACCGUUCCGGAGACCCCCACCAGGGGCCUUCCCCAUGGGCCCCCUCCCUCCCCGACCCCCCUUCCCCCCCGAGGGAGUUCCCCCCCACAGCUUUGGGCCGGGCCCGUUCCACCCCUCCGACAGGCCCGACUCAUCAUUUGCGGGCAACAGCACAGGGAUCAGUGAAGCUGAAAGCAGAGAUGCCAGUUUAAUGUCUGCCCCUGGAGAUCUGCGAAUGCCACCUGAAGCUGAGAUGAGGAUGGGCCCCCCGGGAAUGGGACCGCCGGGAAUGGGACCGCCGGGAAUGGACCUCCACUUUCAGCGUAGGGGCCCCUAUGGACCCCCAGACUUCUUUCCCCCACGAGGACCUGGUGGAAUACCCUUGGGAAUGCGAGGCCCACCUCCUCCGGGCAUGUUCCCCAGAUAUCCUCCUAUGGGCUACCCUCCGAUGAGACCUCCACUGGACGGCUUCCCCCCCGGCCCCCCUGGCCCCCCACCGAGGCCCUCACCGCCUGGCAGCGAGCAGCCCGCUGAACAGACUCCACCUCCCCAUGAUGCCAUCUGAGCCCCCAAAGGCAUAUCACUACCCUCACCCCAUACCCUCAUCUCCAGCUCAGGCACCAGCCACUUCCCCCUCCUCUUCUCACUGCCAACUGCAAUAGGAGUUGGCCAUCAUGAAAGAGAAUGGACCUCUCUGUCUUAGUCAUUAUUCAGUGAAGUUGUUUAUCAACGGAAAAGGAGAAGAGCGAAAAGGAAGGUGUUUUAUUGAAUGAAAACUGGAGCCUCUUUCUGACCCCUCUCUUCCUGUGUGUCUCCUCUGCGCUCUUGUGUGCCACUUCCUGUUGUUUUCUCUGCUUAGGGCUUAGGGGGCUGCUUCCUGUUUAAGCUAGGGGUUGUCAUGUGAUCAUUUUUUUCUUUUCUUUUUCUUUCUCCCCCACCCAUCAGACAAAAAAAAAAAAAAAAAAACCCUCUAAGUUGUUGUCUGUCAGUGGAAAUGCCACAGAAAGGCCAACAAAUGGCUUGUGGCCCUUCAUGUUCCUCGUAUACUGUAGCUGCAAGUCUAAACAAACACACUUUAACUCCAUUUAGAAGUAAAUAUAGACUUUUUAUAACAUAGGGGUCCCGUGAAUGUGAGCUUUAAUAUGCUUUUAGUUGGAGAAUGAUGCCUUUGAGAGACUGCCUUUUUGUGAGGAAAUUGGAUGCUAGAUAACACAUUUUUAGGUGCCUGUGUUCUGUUUGAUAGUGUCAAAUGCUUUAUAACCGAACCAUCUAGAAGAGAGGAGGUUCACAUAUUUUUGACAUGUAUAUACAGAAAUUGUAAUGAUAAUGUGAAUAAGAGAUUGUAAAUACACCUAAAACCUAAUCAUCUUGUUUUAACACACAGUACUGUGUAAAGUUCUGAGGCCGUCCGGGCAAAUUUGCGUAUUUAUGGUCACCUAAAUUAAAGCAUUUUAUGCCUUAAACAUGGAGAGUUGUGGGUGGAUUUUAUCAGUUUGGUGUACAGUUGCCAGUAAGCUUUUGAGGUAUGCGGAUGGAAUUGACAGAAUUGCCUUUUGGGGUAUUGGCAUUGUUCAGACUAAUAAAGGUUGACUUCAUUGUUAAA